AUGGGAGUACCAGAGGCACAGCGCAGCUGGGAGCUGGAAGACCGGGCCAAGCAAGCCUCUUUUGACCCACCUCAAGAAGACAUAACCGCCUAUGGAUCAAGAUCACAAUACCAACCUGAGCCUCUAUGGCCAUUCCAAGAAACCGACCAAGACAAGCAGCCUCACUUCUCACCACCGCCUCCUCCUCCUCCGAUAAAUCCGCCAAUUCACCAUCAACCCGCACCGAGUCCGAGAAGAUCUGGGCACACCCGCCACGUCCUAAGGUACUGGGGCCUCGAGAUCUUCACCCUCUUCGUCGCAAUCUGCCUACUCACCGCAAUCAUCUGGCUCCUCACCCACUACGAUGGCCACUACAUGCCGAAAUGGCCCUUUGAAAUCAACCUCAACUCCGCCAUCGCCCUCCUCUCGACCUUUCUCCGCGCCGCCAUCGUCGCCGCCGUGGCAGAAAUCAUCGGCCAGAUCAAAUGGACCUGGUUCGCCGAACAGACCCGGCCCCUCCAGCACCUCCAAGACUUUGACGCUGCGAGCCGCUCCAUCCUCGGCUCCACGAAGCUCCUGGCGAUGCUCGUGUGGAACCUGGGUUUCUCCUCCACAGGCUUCCUCGCCAUCGGUGCCGCCACCGUGACGAUUGCCAGUCUUGCCGUUGGCCCCGUCACUCAGCAGGCCGUCCGCACGGUGACUUGCCCCAUGCUCGAGGAUAACAUCCGCGCCAGGAUCCCCGCCGCUAACUAUGUCCCGGGCUCGUCCGCCUACUACCGCGUCGGCGCCGGGUCUUAUGAGAUCGAGGUGGACAUGAAGAGUGCCAUGAUCCAGGGGAUUACGGAUCCGGGUAGCCAGGACAGCGACGUCCAGGUCCUCUGCCCCAGCGGCAACUGCACGUGGCCGGACUACGGCACGGGCGUCACGCACGCGAGCAUCGGGGUGUGUAGCAAGUGUAUCGACACGACGAGCUUCGUCAGCGAGCCUGACACGGUGGGCAACCUGUCGCUGCCGGACGACGGUGCCGUCAUCAACAUCCUGGCCGGAAAGUAUAUGUGGAUGGGCUACAGCAACCUGACGGCGUACACAAAGCUCUUCAACGACGACUUCGCCGCGGCUGCCCCGGUUUCGAUGGCCAACUUUAGCAUGCUCAUGAUCUCGACGUCUCCUUGCACAUCGGACAACUCGACGGGGACAUCGAAGCUGACGUGCCCGCAUCGCCUCUCCCAAUCCGACAACAGUUACUUCAGCAACCUAGGGGAUUACGUCGCCGCCUCGUGUAUCUUGUACCCGUGCUUGAAGGAGUAUCAUGCGCGAUACGUGAACAAUACCUUGACGGAGACGGUCGUCCGUACGACGACGGCGAUGUCUAAUCCCGCCGAGAAUGCGGCGUCAGGAUACUCAUUGUACGGCAAUUACACGGCGAGGCAGAGCCCGUGUGUGAUUGACAACGGCACCUGGUACGAUACCACCAACCAGAGCCAGGCCUUGGACAUUCCCGGGCGCAUCUGGACCAACUUCAGCGUGAGCGGCAGCGACGAGGUCACCCGUGUGCCGAACGAAUGCCUGUACAAGAUGGACGGCACCUUCUUCUCCGCGCUAUCGACCUUCCUCAAGGCGAGCUUGCUGAGCGCCUCGUGCCGGUACGACUCUAUGCAGAGCGGGCACCUCAACUGCUACGACUCGUGGUGGCUCACGCCGCUGUGGGCCGACAUGAACGCCACCGUGACCAACCUCACGAGCGCCGUCGAUGACUUUGCUUGGGCCGUGACGAACAAGCUCCGGAUGACGGGGCUCGGACCGGACGUCGUCCGUGGCGCGGACGCUCUGUUGAAUCGCCGGGCCGAGGCGCUAGGCGAGGUUUGGGCGAGCUCGACGUGUACCUACUUUGACAGGGAAUAUAUCGCCCUGCCUAUCAUUUUGGUGGGCCUCUGCGGGAUUCUGCUGGGCUGGAUCAUUCUCAAAAACUACAACGACCCGGAGCAGCCCGUCUGGAAGGGCAGCGUGCUGCCGCUGUUAUUCUUCGGGUUGCAUGAUACUAUGGGUCCGAAGGGAACAGCGGGCGGAGCGAGCAAUGGUAGUGAUGGGCCCAGGGACCGGGGCCGCAUGGCGAGAAAUAUGACGUUCUUCAAGGAGAACGGACGGUCGGCGCCGGAGCUAUAUCGGAUUCAGCAGGAGUCAGGCCGAAUGCGGGUGCGAUUCCACGGCGGGACGGACCCGGGAUUCUUGGAUCUGGGCACAGGGAGAAGUGAUCCAGAGGCCGCGAAUGCGUCGUUGGUGCCGGGGCAGGGUGACUCGCCUGGCACCAAGAUGAGAUGA
Molecule: messenger RNA, 2298 nt
Organism: Colletotrichum fioriniae
Lineage: Eukaryota; Fungi; Ascomycota; Sordariomycetes; Glomerellales; Glomerellaceae
Source: RefSeq, a predicted model, not a curated record